UAUUCCCCAACUGUGCUGUUAAAAACCCUUCUCCUCUCGGAAGCAUUGAAUUGUGUUUAAAUGAACCAUUAACAUUAACCAUUCCGUCUUAACCAUUACUGAUAGUGCGAGUUAAACAACGUAGGGGUGAAACUCUCGCUGAGUUGAGUUCAAGAAGUUAAGAGAAAAGUCCCUCUGAUGUGUGCUGACAGCUCAGCUCCCUCCGAGCAGGAACCAGCAGAGUCCGCAGGAGGACUGAGACUCGGAUAGGUCUUCAGGCAGCAGCUUCUGGAUAAUCGAUCACACGUUUAAUAGAGGAUAAACGUGUUUAUUUCAGUUAAAUAAUGAAUUUAUUACCGUCUAAUCCUCACGGAAAUGGGCUCCUUUAUGCUGGAUUCAACCAGGAUAAUGGAUGCUUCGCCUGUGGGAUGGAGAACGGAUUCCGUGUGUACAACACAGAUCCUCUUAAGGAGAAGGAGAAACAAGAGUUCCUGGAGGGCGGGGUCGGCCACGUGGAGAUGCUGUUCAGGUGUAACUAUUUAGCACUAGUGGGAGGAGGAAAGAAACCCAAGUACCCAACCAACAAAGUCAUGAUCUGGGACGACCUGAAGAAGAAAACAGUAAUUGAGAUUGAGUUCUCGACAGAAGUCAAAGCAGUGAAGCUUCGACGUGACAGGAUCGUGGUGGUCCUGGACUCCAUGAUCAAAGUCUUCACCUUUACCCACAACCCCCAUCAGCUGCACGUGUUUGAGACCUGCUACAACCCCAAAGGUCUGUGCGUGCUGUGUCCAAACAGCAACAACUCUCUGUUGGCGUUCCCUGGGACUCACUCGGGCCACGUGCAGAUAGUCGACCUGGCCAACACGGAGAAGCCUCCGGUUGAUAUCCCCGCCCAUGAGGGGGCGCUGUGCUGCAUCGCUUUAAAUCUGCAGGGCACAAGAAUAGCUACUGCGUCAGAGAAAGGGACUCUUAUUAGAAUUUUCGACACAUCAGCGGGUCAGCUCAUACAGGAGUUAAGACGAGGAUCUCAGACAGCCAACAUUUACUGCAUCAACUUCAACCAGGACGCGUCCCUCAUCUGUGUGUCCAGCGACCACGGCACCGUUCACAUCUUUGCUGCAGAGGACCCGAAAAGGAACAAACAGUCGAGUUUGGCAUCAGCCAGCUUUCUCCCCAAAUACUUCAGCUCUAAGUGGAGCUUCUCCAAGUUCCAGGUCCCCUCGGGGUCUCCGUGCGUGUGUGCCUUUGGGACAGAGCCUAACGCAGUCAUAGCCAUUUGUGCUGACGGCAGCUACUACAAGUUCCUUUUCAACCAGAAGGGGGAGUGUUCCAGAGACGUGUACGGCCAGUUCCUGGAGAUGACCGAUGACAAAAUAUGACCCUUCACCCCUCUGCAGACUCACCAUCACACAGGCUGUUUUUCUGUUGUUUUUUUUUUUCUUUCUGUUUUUUUCUUUCGGAGGAAUCCCACGUUGCACUUCUCCGUAUCCUGACAGACUCUGUGAAGGAGCCGCAGAUGAUCGGAGGACAAUAGAGAGAGAGAAGCACAGACUUGUGGAAACCCCUCACAGCGAAGACGAACAAACAAACAAGCGAUGUAGACGUUUGUCUCUCACAGACUCCUGGGAGAGUUUGUCUCUGGACGGAGGCUCACGCACGCCCGCCUGACUUCAAACCAAACUCCAGAGGGAAAAAAAAAAAAAAGAGGGAAAGUUAUUUUUUGAAUGAGCAACACACCGCUUUUUAAGACGUCUUCCGAGGAAUUUACAAAAAAGGACGGAUUAUUUUUAAUCACAGAGGAUUCUGAUAGUUAGACAGAUUGACUAACACCUCCUAACCUAACGAUAGGGAGUGCCUCGAGACAUGAGAGAAUCUGUAUGUGUGCACACAUCACCAUACUUACAUGCGUACAUGUGUCUGUAAAUAACAUUGUACCACAGCAGGUGUUUGCAGAGCAGGAUCACAAUGAGCUCACUGGUUUUUUUUUUUUUUUGUAAGGUUCAUUGAGCAGACGGAUCCGGCUUCAUGAAGCGUCACCUGUAUUAAUAGACUUUCUUAUAUGUGCUGUAAAAACAACAAAAACACGCAGACUGAACUUCUAUCUCCUCUCAACUGUACAGAGCGGAAGAAAAUGUAAAGUGUGUUUUUGUUUCUCGUCUUUUUUUCUUUCUUUUUCACACGUGCAAUAUGUGUUUCCCCAAACUGUUUCUGUUCAGAGACCGUGGAGGUCGUUUGCCCGGGAGGAGGUUAAAGACAUCGUUUAUCGGUUAUAUCUGUCGUUGUGAGGAGAUCAUGAGAAGAUUAAAACUGUUAAUACGGCAGGCGAGCGUGCAGACUGUACACACCUGCUGCUCUUUACGAUGACUGAACGUUAGCUCAUACUGAUCCCCUACAGCUCAAUCGCUCACAACAGCUUCUCUAAAUCUGUUCAAACACCUAACUGUAAAAAAGCAUUUUCAGGGGCCGAUGUGCUCGAUUCAUGAUGAUUUCCUUCAGCUCUGUAACCUCCUCGAUGUUUAAAAGUUCCGUAUGAAUCGAUCAGACUAACUCACCUUUCCAGCUUUUAAACAAAUCUUACAGUCAUGACUCUGACGUUGAUCUACAGCAAGAAGAGUUAUAACCACACUCCACCACUAUUACCACUACACUCCACCACACCAUUCAGGCUACACAAAAACUUACAAAUAAUCAGUGUUCGAGGAUCUAAUCUUUAUGGUACAGAAGUUAUAGUUUCAGACAGCUGUUAUCCUUUAAGAGGUUUGAGGGUGAAAACCUGAAGAGCCACCUGUCCUCAUUCUGUUUAAUUACAACCUCUUACCACUUUCCUCUCAAAAAAGUUUAAGUUACUAAUUCAUCAUACAUUACGACUUUCAUCUCAUAAAGUACGACUUUUAUUCAAAUUACAACUUUCCCCUUAAAAUAACAUCUUUCUCAUAAAAUUACGACUUUCCUUCCAGAAAAGUUCUGACUAAUUCAUUAUACGUUACGACUUUCCUCUCUUUGAAGUACGACUUUUCCCUCAAAAAUACCCGCGUUUCUUUCAUAAAAUGACGACUUUAUUCCCGUAAUGCUGUGACUUUAUUCUCUUGCGUCUUUUUUCCUGUAACCUCAGUAUUUAAUUAUCAAUAUCUCUCUUUAUUUUCUCAGUCCUAGGUUCUGAGCGUGAACAUCGUAAAAGUUUAAUUAUUUACUCUUACUGCCGGUGAUCAAAUAAAUGUUUCAUGAUUUACUUUGAAAAUACUAUUUUAUUGAAAAUCAGAUGAGAAGAUAAAUAAACACCAAGUAACCUGUAAGCAAACUAAUCUAAAUGAAGCUACAACCAGAAGCUACUUUGGUUAGCCUAGCUUAGCAUAAAGACUGUAAAUGGUUUUUAUGCUAAGCUAAUGUUACCUCUUCACCAAACAAGUUUCAAAAAUGUGUAAAAACCAAGUAGAUGACACACGGAGUGUAAAAUCACCACGGAUGAUGACAGUGUUUAUAUUUUCCACGACAACUCUAUUCCCUUCUAUCAAGGUUUUAUGCUAAGCUCAGCUAACUAGCCUUAGCUUCUUACUCACAUUAAAGUAGUUAACAUUCCUCAUAACUAGAAGGAGAGUUAUUGUAUUUCCCUUCAUCUUAAUGUUUUUUAAAGAGUUUCCAGGAGUGCUGUGUUUUACGGCGGCGUGUUGCAUUCACAUGACUUAGUUUUUCUGAAUGAUCAAAGAUACCGGUCCCUCAAACUCCCACCAGCAGCUCUCAUUUAGACCCCUGAAAGACACAAACCUUCACAGACUGUUAAGUAUAACUCGGCUUCAUCAAGGUUUGGGUUUUGACACACGUGUGUAGAUACUCAUGUCUUCAGGUUAGAGAUGCUGUUGUGAGUUUGUUGACUUUAUGCAGACGAUGAGACGCGUGUCAGACUUAAUGUUAGGCUAACAUAAGCUAACGAGCCUCUAGCUCACUGGCCUGCCCUCAGGACCCACCAACCAAACUCCUUUAGAAGAAAUUGCGACCCAAAACUUCUUUAAAAUGAUAAAAUGUUGCAGGUUGGACCUCGGAUAGAGAGAGCAAAAAAAGAAACAAAACAAACAUGUUUAAAAAAAGCCAAUAGCUUAGCGGUUAUGCAUGGAGGUCGAACUCCUCAUCGCAGCGGACGUGUGUGUCGUCCCCCACUCUCUCUCUCUCCCAACAUUUCCUGUCUCUCUUCAGCCGUCCUGUCUAGUAAACCCCAAACUUAAGCGCUUCGUAGACUUUUUGAAACCAUUUCUCUCCAGGCUCACACAUUCUGGACCCACUGAGAACGGCUCCUUGACCAUCUUUUGGGUCCCGACCCACCACUUGAGAACCUCAGCUCUAGCUUUAGUUUGACCGUUCAGACCUCAGAGCUGCGUCAGACUUCUCACAGCAAGAAAGAAAAGAGACCGAUUCCCCUUAAAAUGUUUGAAAUGUUCCUUUAAGUUUGUGAGAUUUGAGCAUCUCUUCUUGUCGUACUCAACGAGCACGCUUUCCAUCUUAACUGUUUUUAUUUCCACACUAAAGCGAAGAUCGGCCGUAAAAAUAUUACAAAUGUUUUGCACUUAAUAUAAAACUGCACUUCUUAAUGUGGAUACAUGAUCAGUCUGAUAGAAUCAGAGGUGGUCUGCAGGAUCACAGCUUCUCCCUGCACCCUUCUGUCGUCUCAUUUGCGUUCAUCUGCUUCGCCCCAAAACAGCAGCGAGCCGUUCAGCUAACGCACUGAUGAAGAUCUGCUCAGUAUGGAUCCAGCUAAAAGGAGUGUGAGUGUAACACAAUGACUUCUAACACUUUGUUUUCUUUGUCACACAUCUGUUGACUCCGUGCAUUCUCUUCUUGUGUUGCUCUCUUUCUGCAUCAGAUUGUACAGCUGCAGGUGUCACAGCGCUCGCCGCUCACGGCACAAACUGAAAAGCCAACGUGUUUCUGACACUCUCAGAAUGAUUGUAAAACCUUCAUUUAAAGUUGUGAAUAAAAUUUAACAUCUGCUUUUACAGUUAAAAUGUA
Molecule: messenger RNA, 4977 nt
Organism: Labrus bergylta (ballan wrasse)
Lineage: Eukaryota; Metazoa; Chordata; Actinopteri; Labriformes; Labridae
Gene: wdr45b
Product: WD repeat domain 45B
Biological process (GO): protein localization to phagophore assembly site; autophagy of mitochondrion; nucleophagy
Cellular component (GO): extrinsic component of membrane; phagophore assembly site membrane; cytosol
Molecular function (GO): phosphatidylinositol-3,5-bisphosphate binding; protein binding; phosphatidylinositol-3-phosphate binding
Source: RefSeq, a predicted model, not a curated record